GUUCUGUAUUUCAGAUGAAUUUAUAUGCAUUUCCACUCUUUCAAAAAGGAACAGCAAGGGUCUUCAGUGCGGCCACAAGAAAAUGCAUUACCACACUGGAAGGCCAUGAAGGCGAAAUUUCAAAGAUUUCUUUCAAUCCCCAAGGGAAUCGCCUUCUGACUGGCAGUGCUGACAAAACAGCUAGAAUCUGGGAUGUUCAGACCGGUCAGUGCCUCCAGGUUCUUGAAGGGCACACGGAUGAGAUCUUUUCAUGUGCUUUCAACUAUAAAGGCAACAUAAUCAUUACAGGUAGCAAGGAUAAUACGUGUAGGAUAUGGCAGUGACUGAAGAAAAAGGCAGUUGGUGAAAAAUUUGCUAGCAACGGAGACCAGAGCCCUGGAGCUUCACAGAGAGCAAGCAAGCUGGUUUGAUAUUUCAAGUUUUCUCUCUUUCCACAAGCUAGCAAUUUAUACACUGUCCUUAGCAUCACAGAUAUGACCAUUAAAAUGCAUAAAGUUCUAUUAUUAUUGAUAUUAUUUGGUGGGAAUGACAGGAAAGAGCAUAAUGUUUGGCAAAAGUCAUUGGUCAUUUCAAUUUUGUUUUUAUUUUUUGUAGUCUUGCAAUAGUGAUUAAGGAAAUCAGAAUGAUUUAACAGCGUAUCUUGUAGAUUCUGCUUUGAAGGCUAUUA
Messenger RNA from Ailuropoda melanoleuca (giant panda), 667 nucleotides. RefSeq names its product dynein assembly factor with WDR repeat domains 1-like. Gene Ontology annotation, molecular function: protein binding. The record is from RefSeq and is a predicted model, not a curated record. Lineage: Eukaryota; Metazoa; Chordata; Mammalia; Carnivora; Ursidae. The coding region runs from base 15 to 323 and encodes 102 amino acids. The transcript has 3 exons.